Molecule: messenger RNA, 1699 nt
Organism: Ananas comosus (pineapple)
Lineage: Eukaryota; Viridiplantae; Streptophyta; Magnoliopsida; Poales; Bromeliaceae
Product: SRSF protein kinase 1-like
Exons: 3
Biological process (GO): regulation of mRNA processing; protein phosphorylation; spliceosomal complex assembly
Molecular function (GO): protein kinase activity; ATP binding
Source: RefSeq, a predicted model, not a curated record
UUUUCUUGGUUGCAGCGAUAUGUGGCACUCAAAGUGCAGAAGAGUGCGCAGCACUACACUGAAGCAGCAAUGGAUGAGAUAAAGAUCCUCAAGCAGAUCGCCGACGGUGAUCCCGACGAUAAUCGGUGUGUCGUCAAGCUCCUGGAUCACUUCAAGCACUCGGGGCCGAACGGGAUUCACGUCUGCAUGGUGUUCGAGUUUCUCGGGGACAAUCUCCUUACAUUGAUCAAGUACACGGAUUAUCGGGGAAUUCCUCUUCCGAUGGUGAAAGAGAUCUGCCGUCACGUUCUAAUUGGCCUCGACUACCUCCACCGCGAACUAUCAAUAAUUCACACCGAUCUUAAGCCUGAGAACAUCCUCCUUGUCUCUUCACUUGACCCUUCCAAGGAUCCACGACGCUCUGGGACACCGCCUGUUAUUCCAAACGUGAAGACUGACGACCAACCUCCUAAAACCACUGUGUCGACUAACGGCGACCUAACAAGAAACCAGAAGAAGAAGAUCAGGCGGAAGGCAAAGCGUGCGGCUGCGGCCACGUCAGUGAGUGGUGCGGCCACUGCUUCUCAGGAUGCUGAUGUGUCAGAAGAUAAGGGGGAUUCUAGUGCGAUGAAUGAAGACGACGGUGGCAGUGGUGGUGGAGAACAGUCUGGCGCAGUGCGAGGCCAUAGAAGGGGUAGUAAGGGAAUGAGGAGGACGUUGGUUACGGAGGCUGACCUAAGAUGCAAGUUGGUGGAUUUCGGGAAUGCAUGCUGGACUUAUAAACAGUUCACAAGUGACAUCCAGACAAGGCAAUACAGGUGCCCUGAGGUGAUUCUUGGUUCCAAAUAUUCUACCUCUGCUGAUAUGUGGUCGUUCGCAUGCAUUUGCUUUGAGCUUGCUACUGGAGAUGUGCUCUUCGAUCCACACAGCGGGGACAAUUUUGACAGGGAUGAGGAUCACCUCGCACUGAUGAUGGAACUGCUUGGAAUGAUGCCUCGCAAGAUAGCCUUGGGCGGCCGAUACUCUCGCGAGUUUUUCAACCGGUACGGCGAUUUGCGGCACAUUCGCCGCCUGAGAUUCUGGCCCCUCAACAAGGUACUCAUGGAGAAAUACGAGUUCAGCGAGCAGGAUGCAAACGACAUGGCUGACUUUCUUGCCCCUAUACUAGACUUUGUUCCAGAGAAGCGGCCCACUGCCGCCCAAUUGCUUACCCACCCAUGGAUCAAUGCUGGGCCUUUGACUUGUGAACCAAGGUCUCAGCCCGAACCAACCCAGCCGUCAGUGGACGGUGUUUCUGAGAAGCAAAAGAAGGAGAAAGAGGAGCGAGAUGCGAUGGCAGUGGGGAUAGGAAAUAUUGCAAUUGACGGAACUGCAAAAGUGGGAAAAGAUUCUCCAGCUGGCAGUAAGGUGGGAAAGGCAGUUGUUACAUCUUCGAGGUAGGUUUUGUUUUGUUGCAUUUGGCCUUUAGAUGGAAGCUUUUUCAGUUGUUUGUAUCUUGGAUGAGUGGAUGGCUGGCUAUACCUUUCGGUUUUUGAUUGUUUUAGGUAUGGACGUAAAAUGGAAAAUUUUAGGUGUAUGUUAGCAUUCAGUUGGGGUUACUAAGACUGUUCCCCUUUUGACUAAGGACCUCUACUUAUUUUAUGAGGAGUUCAGAUUCUUGAGAUUCUUUUGAAUUGAAUUCAAUUGAAAGCCCCAGUUUUGGAGGUCUUUCCCCCCUCUU